AUGACACUAAUCAAUCCAAUAAAUCAAUCGACCACAUCAAGUCGCAUGAAAAGUAUAUUUAUCACAUUAUGCAUUUUACUAUGUAUUAUUUCAAUUUUUCUCUAUUCAAAUGCAACAUUCAAUUGGUUGUUUUUAAAUAAAAUUUUAGUUUCUAAUUUAAUACAUAUUUCACAUGAAUCAGAAAAUAUCACCGUAGUACCUUUAAUAAAUAAAACUGAGAAUAUUCCGCAAGAGAAAAAGAUUUCACUGCCGCCAGCACAAAAUCGUCGUUUCGCAAUAUUUGCAUGUUCAAUUCAUGCGAAUACAUUCGCGUACACAUUUUAUACGCCAAUAACCGCUGCCAGUUGGCAACGUAUUGGUUAUCAAGCAAUCGUAGUGUUUGUUGGAGAUUUUACUAAGCCAAAUGUGAUGACGCCUCGAUUAAAUUUAUCGCGGAAUUACUUAAAACAUGUCGGUGCACAUAUUGUUGAUGUACAAUGUAACGAAUCUUAUUCAAUCAAAUUAUCUCAAUUAAUACGAGUUUUUUCCGGGUUUUUACCAGAUAGUAUAGCGCAAGAUGAUGAUAAUAUCUUAACCGGUGAUAGUGAUUUAAUUCCAUUGAAAGCAAGUGAAUAUCAGCCGAAAAAUGGAACAGAUGGUUAUAUCUUUAAUGCGUUUUGUUGUGGACAAUUUCAGCGACAUGGAAAAACUUACACAAUGUUUCCAAUGGGUCAUGUAUUUUUGCAGAAGAAAGCAUGGCGAGCUAUAGUUAUGGAAUCUCAACAACGUGCUGAACUUCUCGUGAAUGCUACUAACCAGACACAAUAUUUGUUAAGUGAAAAGGCUCCUCUCUCAUUUGAAACUAUCACUUUAUAUGGUCGACAUGAAUUUGGAAAGGUCUAUGAUCAACAUAUGGAUAAAGGCGAUUCUGCUUGGUAUAUGGAUCAAAUAUUUUGUUCAAUGUUAUUAAUUGAUUAUCGUUCUAAACAUAAAAAUUUUUCAGUACAUGAAAGGGGUCGUGCUGAUCGACUUGAUCGUGCAUUUCCAAUGAGCUUUUGGAAUAGAGAUAAUUUUAAUCAAUUUGGUGAUGCACAUUUAAAACAUGAUGAAAUCUUACAAGAAGGUAAUUGGCAAAUAUUUAAUAAAUUACUUAAAAGUCUAUUUAAUGGCACGCUCGUGACAUUGUUUAAUGAUUAUCAUAGACAGUAUAUGAUUAUUGACAAAGUGGUAGCAACGCCAGCAACGCUAGUUAAGCCGUGA
Molecule: messenger RNA, 1239 nt
Organism: Rotaria socialis
Lineage: Eukaryota; Metazoa; Rotifera; Eurotatoria; Philodinida; Philodinidae
Source: the annotation of a GenBank genome assembly